AUGGACGAUCACUGCCUCGAUCUUGUGGUGGUUGGAGCCGGCUGGAACGGGUUAUGCAUGGCCAGAACAUAUCAUGAAGCAUUCCCGGAUGCUGAGAUCAAGGUGCUUGAUUGCGCAGACUCAGUCGGCGGAUGUUGGGCCAAUGAGCAUGUCUACGAUGGCCUUCGUACAAACAACCUGCUCGGCUCUUACGAGUUCUCUGACUUUCCCAUGACAACAGAGCUGACGGGUGCCAGACCCGAGGAGCACAUAUCUGGACAUGGUGUGCACCGGUAUUUCAGCGCUGCCGUUAGGUACUUCGACCUCGAGCAGUUUCUUAAUCUUGGUUGCAAGGUGGAGUCCGCACGACUUCAUGAUGAUGGACGCUGGUGUCUAAAGGUUGUCCGAGGCCCUAGUACAGUGGCUAGCACUAUCUUCACGAAGAAGCUAGUCAUGGCGACAGGCUUAACAUCUGAGCCUUCAAUGCCUAGCUUCGUUGGACAAGACUUGUUCACUGGCGCCAUCCUCCACUCGAAAGAACUAAAAAGACUGGAUGAUCGGCUUGCUAGGUCGAAGAAGGUCGUAGUGGUUGGAGCUAACAAGUCUGCCUUCGAUGUGUGCUACGGUGUCGCGCAGCGAAGCGGAGAGGCACACAUGCUCAUAAGACCUUCUAGAGGAGGACCUAGCUGGGUCUGGCCGAGGAGAAUUAGGUUUGCUGGCUUCCGUACGUCUCUGUCGAAGCUUUCCCUCACACGCGUCUGGUCCAUCUUCGACCCAUGGCCGUUUGGAGAAAUGAGUAGCGUACGGCGCACGUUGAGGCGCAUCCUCCACAGCUCGACACUGGGGAGGUGUCUCACUACUGCUUUCUGGAUCGUGCUGGGCAAUUGCGCUCGACGACAUAAUAGGUACUCGAGCCACAAGGGAACCGCCCUACUGGAGCCAUGGAGCUCGACAUAUUGGAUGGGCAACUCGCUGAGCAUCAAUAAUUACCCAAACGACUGGUUCGACCAUGCACGAGCAGGGAACGUAGUCGUGCAUCACGCCGAGGUCACUUCAGUAUGCGAGCGAGAUGUUAUGACGACAGAAGGAACGUUACAAGAUGUGGACGCUAUCGUGUGCUGUACUGGCUGGAAGCACUUACCAUCCAUACGCUUCGAGCCAAGCAUUUCCGAAAUCUCUGGUAGCAUCGCAGCCCAUGAGAUAGACUUCAUCAUGGCCGCACGUGGUCAGAUCUUGCAAGAUACCCCUGCUCUAAGAUAUCGAGCAAGGGAUCUUCCUUUGCUCAACUCAGACAAAAGUGCACAAAUCGACGAUGUCGACGCCACAUACAGGCUAUACCGCGGUCUGGUGCCACGCCAGCCCAGCUCUAUGCUUGCGAGGAACCUAGCAUUCAUCGGCUUGGACUUCAGUCUGCAUACAGUCCUGCUGGCACAAGCUCAAGCACUUUGGAUUACAGCAUUCUUCUCUGACAGGAUCGACCACCUUCAAGACGAUAACGUCGACUAUGAUCGGGUGGCUCGCGAGGCGAUCUUGCUUUCAGAGUAUGAGAAGCUCCGCAGGCCGAGCUCAGCAGGCGGUUCUGGCGAAAAGUUUCCCGACCUUGUGUUCGACAGUCUGCCGUAUGUUGGUCUGUUACUCAAUGACCUAGGCCUAAAGCCCCAGAGAAAGCAAACUUGGUUCCAGGAAUUGUUCUCUGCAUACUCCCUCCAAGACUACCGCGGUCUAGUUGAAGAGUGGAAGUUGCGCCUCCAAAGGAAGGGGUCAUGA
Molecule: messenger RNA, 1746 nt
Organism: Fulvia fulva
Lineage: Eukaryota; Fungi; Ascomycota; Dothideomycetes; Mycosphaerellales; Mycosphaerellaceae
Product: FAD-dependent monooxygenase DEP4
Exons: 1
Coding region: 1-1746 (581 amino acids)
Molecular function (GO): NADP binding; flavin adenine dinucleotide binding; N,N-dimethylaniline monooxygenase activity
Source: RefSeq, a predicted model, not a curated record